Messenger RNA from Drosophila hydei, 1955 nucleotides. RefSeq names its product rabenosyn-5 (gene Rbsn-5). Bases 317 to 1828 code for a protein of 503 amino acids. The transcript has 3 exons. Gene Ontology annotation, molecular function: metal ion binding. The record is from RefSeq and is a predicted model, not a curated record. NCBI's taxonomy places the organism in Eukaryota, Metazoa, Arthropoda, Insecta, Diptera, Drosophilidae.
CUUUCAUGUGAUUGGCAUUUUGCGCCUAUAUAUGUACGUUAGGCUGUAACAGCGUACUUGGCCUGAACAGCACGUUUACAUGUGAAUGGCAAACCCCUCAUAUCUUGCCCGAGUGGGUGGCUCUUAGGGAAUUUUUUAAAAUUUAAUUAAAAUCAAAUAUUUUAAAGUAUUCAGAAAGUAUCUAAUAAUAAAUUGUUAUCAAUAAAUUCUACAAACACAUGGCUAGUGUGCAGCACUUGUCACAUCGCUUCUAGCCCAGCAGCAAGGCAACAAAAAUACACCCACAAAAACAGAAAGAAAAUAAAUCCAUGACAGCAUGUCGGGUAAUCCCUUUGAUAGCACCGAGGAGGAGCCCAGCGCCAGCAGCGAUGAGAUACUGGAAGGCUUUCUGUGUCCCAUUUGCCGUGCCGAUUUGAAAUCGAUUGAUUUCCUGACCGAACACUUUGCACGCCAGCACGCCGAGGAUCAGGAUGCUCUCAAAUCUGUGUUUAAGGAUAUAUUCACCAAAGCUAAGAAAAAGAUUCUUAACAAUUUCGACGAUGAACGCAGUCGUGCGCCGUCAGCUGCCUCACCAGCUGCCAAUUCCAGCAAUGCAAGUGGCUCCAAUGGAGCAGGAGCCAAGCCAAGCAGUGGGAGGGCACAGCUAAAUGUGUACCAAAAUAUGUCGAAACAGACUGCAGGCGCCGAGCGUUCCUAUUUCGAUUACUUUCAGACAGUGCGCAAUCCACGCUUGGAGCGUUAUGCUAGCGAGACGAAUAAGCUGAUUAUUCGGCUGCAUCGCCUGCUUAAGGAUUUGCCCACGGAUGCAGUGCAGCGCAAGCAGCACGAACAGCUCACGGUGCCUUGGUUAGACGGCAGCUCUGUAAAGCUGUGCCCCAACUGCGCAAAAAGCUUUCACAUUGCAAGGCGGCAGCAUCAUUGCAGGCUCUGCGGCGGCAUCAUGUGCAACGAUUGCUCCCGCUUCCUGCAGCUGGAGAACGCAUUGCAUUUGGCUAGCUUGUCCAGCACACGUGGCGAACCUUUGCAGCAGCUGCAGCAUCCGGAUUAUCGCGCCAUACGCCUGUGUCAGCAUUGCUUGUGGCUACUGGAUACGCGGCAGGACAUGCACGAGAGUCGCACGUGCCGACCGCUGCUCGCCCAGGUCUAUGAGGAGAUUAGGCAGCUGCAGAAACAAGUGACGCCGGACCUGGAUAUGUAUCUGAAGAUUGUCAAUAGUUUGCAUGAAGGCGAAUCCAUCUUUACACUGGCGGAUGCGGGCGCAUUGCGUGGAAAGAUCGGACAAGUUGCGGAAAAAAUAGAUUUGCGCAGCAAACGAAUUUUGACCAUACACUCGGAACCAGGCAGCCGCGAUGAGGCGCUCAAGAAGGCCAUACGAUUGAGCUGCGUGCAGGCCAUAAAGGAGCGUAUGCUCUCUCUGCCUCCGCUGCCGGACGAGGGGUACAUAAGACAGAUUCAGGAGCGCAAACGAAUCGAAACGGAGCAACGGAUACUGACAGAGCAGCGCAUGGCCAUGGAGGCACACGAGCGAAAAGGAUCAACGGCCCAGGCUGGAGUUACUCAAGAAAGUCGCAGCUUUGCCCAGGGCUCCGAUCUGCAAUCACUGAACAAUUGGUCAGCGCCCCAAGCCUCAACGACCGUAACAUUGGUUGAUGAUCCUCUAAUUGAGCAAAUCAAUAUAAUCAAAGGUUACAUCAAGCAGGCGCGGGAAGAUCUGAACUUCGAUGUGGUGGAAACAUUGGAGCUAAAUCUGCGCGAACUGCAGCGAGAAGUCUAUGAGCGACAGCGACAGUCGAGCAACAGUGCUCGAGUAGCCCAGUCGGACAGCUAAGCAUGCCUACAGUAUAUGCCUGUUGGGCCGAAAAGCCCAGUAAAAGACAGCUAAGCAUAGCUAUAUUUGCUUAAGCAUUCAUGAAUAUAUAAAUGUGUUUUAUAUAUAUCUAAUUCCGCUUUUGACA